AUGGCGACCAUCGCAGCUCGGACAGCCGUUCCCACAGCAGCGCUCACCGCCAGCAGAGCAGCUUCCGCUGCUUCCGCCUCCAGCUUCGCCCGCUCCGUCGUCCCCGCGCCUCUCCCCGCUCCCCUCUCCGCCGCUCCCCGCGGGGGUCGCACCCACCUCCUCCGCUGCCGCGCUGCUGCUGUCGAGGACGGAGCUGUGAAGGAGUUGGCGGUUGAGGCGGAGGAGCUGAGCAAUGGCGCAGCUGUGGCCGCGCCGACAGUGGACGAGGUGCAGUCGCUGCUGAUGGAGCUCUGCGACGAGACUCACAUCGCCGAGCUUAAGGUCAAGGUCGGCGCCUUCACCCUGCACGUCAAGAGGGACGUGGACGGCAGCAUCGGGCAUGCCGUGGCUGCUGCUGAAGCCUCCGCCGCGGCCGCCGCGGCCCCUGUGGUGUACGCUGCGCCAGUGCCCGCCUUCCCCAUGGCGGAGUCCCUCCCUGCCGCGGAGCCCGUGGCGGAGGUGGCAGCUGAGCCUGAGAAACCCAAGGACGAGGGCCUCGUUUAUGUCACGUCGCCCCGGGUGGGCAUCAUGCGACGUGGCAAGCUGUACAAGGGCAAGCACGGCCGGCCAAUUGUGCUCGAGGGAGCAGUGGUGAAGAAGGGGCAAGCCAUGUGCUUCCUGGAGCAGCUCGGCACCAACCUCACGAUCGAGACGGAGCAUGCGGGCACAGUGGUAGAUUUUCUGGUGGAGGAUGGAGUCCCUGUGGGCUACGGCUCCAACGUCACAGCGCCCACGCGCCGCUCCACCCGCCGGGUCAGCGCCCCCCCCGCUCACCAGGCAGCGCCGCGCGCUCUGCUGGCCGCGUGGACAGCACCGGCGAGCAUGCUGCACGCGGAGCAGCCCAUGCCUUUCCCCCUUGCCCAUGCCUUUCCCCCCUUGCCCAUGCCUUUCCCCAAUGCCCGUCCCUUUCCCCCUUGCCCAUGCCUUUCCCCCUUGCCCAUGCCUUUCCGCCUUGCCCAUGCCUUUCCGCCUUGCCCAUGCCUUUCCCCCUUGCCCAUGCCUUUCCCCCUUGCCCAUGCCUAUCCGCCUUGCCCAUGCCUAUCCGCCUUGCCCAUGCCUAUCCGCCUUGCCCAUGCCUAUCCCCCUUGCCCAUGCCUAUCCCCCUUGCCCAUGCCUUUCCCCCUAGCCCAUGCCUUUCCCCCUUGCCCAUGCCUUUCCCCCUUGCCCAUGCCUUUCCGCCUUGCCCGUCCCUUUCCCCCUUUGCCCAUGCCUAUCCGCCUUGCCCAUGCCUAUCCGCCUUGCCCAUGCCUAUCCCCCUUGCCCAUGCCUUUCCCCCUAGCCCAUGCCUUUCCCCCUUGCCCAUGCCUUUCCCCCCUUGCCCAUGCCUUUCCCCAUUGCCCGUCCCUUUCCCCCUUUGCCCAUGCCUAUCCGCCUUGCCCAUUCCUUUCCCCCUUGCCCAUGCCUUUCCCCCUUGCCCAUGCCUUUCCCCAAUGCCCGUCCCUUUCCCCCUUGCCCAUGCCUUUCCCCCUUGCCCAUGCCUUUCCGCCUUGCCCAUGCCUUUCCGCCUUGCCCAUGCCUUUCCCCCUUGCCCAUGCCUUUCCCCCUUGCCCAUGCCUAUCCGCCUUGCCCAUGCCUAUCCGCCUUGCCCAUGCCUAUCCGCCUUGCCCAUGCCUAUCCCCCUUGCCCAUGCCUAUCCCCCUUGCCCAUGCCUUUCCCCCUAGCCCAUGCCUUUCCCCCUUGCCCAUGCCUUUCCCCCUUGCCCAUGCCUUUCCCCCUUGCCCAUGCCUAUCCCCUUUGCCCAUGCCUUUCCCCCUAGCCCAUGCCUUUCCCCCUAGCCCAUGCCUUUCCCCCUUGCCCAUGCCUUUCCCCCCUUGCCCAUGCCUUUCCCCAUUGCCCGUCCCUUUCCCCCUUUGCCCAUGCCUAUCCGCCUUGCCCAUGCCUUUCCCCCCUUGCCCAUGCCUAUCCCCCUUGCCCAUGCCUAUCCCCCUUGCCCAUGCCUAUCCCCCUUGCCCAUGCCUUUCCCCCUUGCCCAUGCCUUUCCCCCUUGCCCAUGCCUUUCCGCCUUGCCCAUGCCUUUCCCCCAUUGCUCACCUCCUCCCCUCCCCUCCCUCUUCCGUGGGCAGCUACGUUGAGGGAGAGCCAACGGACGUCCCCAGCCGUCCCAUGCGCUUUGCCGUGUUUGGGCUGGGCAAUCAGCAGUACGAGCACUUCAACCUGAUGGGCAACAUGCUUGACACGCGCCUCGCUGCUCUAGCUGGUGGGCUACGUCUCAUCGGCACUGAUUGGCAAAAGUUCUUGGGUUUCGGCAACCAGGUGCAGGGCAGGGAUGGAGGAAGGACAUGGUCCGCCUUAUCAUUGUCACUCGCGCCCCACAUCCCUCCCCUCAUGCCACCCCCUUCCCCUCCACCAUCCCACAUCCCUCCCCUCAUGCCACCACCCCAUUCUUCCACUUUAUUCUCCUAA
Closterium sp. Naga37s-1 is the source of this 2442-nucleotide messenger RNA. Lineage: Eukaryota; Viridiplantae; Streptophyta; Zygnematophyceae; Desmidiales; Closteriaceae. The record is from the annotation of a GenBank genome assembly.